This is a messenger RNA of Prorocentrum cordatum, 2256 nucleotides long. NCBI's taxonomy places the organism in Eukaryota, Dinophyceae, Prorocentrales, Prorocentraceae. The record is from the annotation of a GenBank genome assembly.
GCAAUUCGCUAGGGAAGCCUCCAAGAGUUUCCCCAGGAGCCCCCUGGAGCUUCCCCAGUGGUUUUCUCACGGGAGCCACGCACUGAGCAUUCCUGGGAGCGUUUCAAGUACAUCCCAAGAGUCCAGCCCACAAGCCCGCCGGGGAUCUCAUAACAUUCCUAAUGCAUUUCGAUUCAAGCAAUGAUCUCCAAAUUUUCCGCAGUUCUUGCCAUGAUGGUUUCUUUCUGUUUCAGCGGUGUUGGCCGACGCGCGAUUUGACCGUUGGUGGUGGUGCGUUCGACAGGUGCAUAUAUCAGAAGACCUGUCGGUUAUACCAUGAAUUGUUUUCGCAACGUGUUUGUUGAAGACGACACGGUCAUCGAGCGCCUUGCUGUCCAGGAUGGCGAAGCCGUGCACCGGACGGUUCCCCCCGAGAGAUGGUGCUUAUUUCGAAAGGACUUCGCUCAAUUUCAACGCGUCGUGCGCAAUGCAAUAUUUGCAGGCGCAAUUGUACCGACGCGGAGCGACCGAUUCGAUCUGAAGUGCCCUACGACGAUAGGCCCUUCCAUCUACACGGUCGUGGACCAGUUUAUCAAGGCUGUCACGUUGAAGGCUGGGAGCGUCAGCUGGGCACUCAUGCUGCAUCCGGGCGGCGUGCCCUGCGACCUCUACAUCACGCACGCGUGGGCAGAGGGCGUGCACGAGUUCGUCGACAAGGUAUGGAACUCGUGGCCGCGGGGAGCAGGCGCAGCGUAUUGCUGUUUCCUGUCCAACCCGUUGAACCUGAACAUUGCCGACCUGAUCGCUACCCCCUCGUCCUCGCCAUUUGCGAAAGCUCUGAGUUCUGCGCGCUGUAUGCUGGUGAUCCCCAACCAUGAGGUCAGCAUAUACCGGAGAAUGUGGUGCUGCUAUGAGGCAUACUUGGGGUACAGCCUUGACAAGGAAAUCUACACUGCAACUGCUUCGAUCCAACGCCCGUUCCAUUUGGCUUUGAUGUUUUUGGCUUAUGAGGCAAUAUUCAUUGUCAUGAUGCUGGUUUUCGCUUACAUGUUUCACUGUCUGCAAAUUCAGAGUCCGAUGCUGGAGGUUGAGAGAGCGAUGUCGUUUCCAGUGUGCCUCUUCGGGUGGUUUGUUUCUGUUGGCCUGCCAAGGAAGUGGAUGGUCAUCACAUGUAAUGUAUUAUGUGCACUUUCUGCGGCCUGUUGGUGUGCCGCAUGUGUGUACGAGUCGUUCUGGCAAGGGCACGUUACAUACAGAGCUGUGGUGCUUCCUUUGAUCUUCUCUGUCAUAACUCUCGCGAGUGUACUAGAUGACGCGCUUCGAAGGAAGAGGCGCGAGGAGAGCAGGCAGCUGACCCAAGGGUUCAAAGGACGUAUGCGGGAUGCAUCUUGUUCCAGCUCGGAAGAUCGCGGGCGCAUCCUCGACGAAGUGUCCAUGGCCGGCGUGGAGCAGCAAGUGGACGAAGCGAUAGCUGUGCUGGUGAUUGCCAGGAUUUCCACCAAGAGCCUCCGGAACGCCUCCAUGUUAGCCAACAGGCCACUGGAAGGCAUAGGCGAUUCCAAGUUUGAUUGGUUGUUGGCUGGCGUCAUAGGGUGGAUUGCAGCAAUGUUUUCUGAGUGGGAAGGGGCAUGCGUGCCAUCUUGGAGAUGGUUCGGCGAGGCGCAAAUACUUUUGAUCGUCGCAUGCAUUUUUUCAAUGAAGCCCGACAAGCGCUGGUUCGCAGCCGUCGCCCUUGGAUAUUCUAACAGGACCUUCUUGUUAGUAUUCAGCCUAUCUCAUAUCUUGGCCCCUUGGCAUCAAGUGUUAUCUUAUGUUGUUUGCGCUAUUUAUCUAGUCGGCUACUUUGUCAUUCUGCCACUAGCCUGGACAAUUAUUAUUGCUGGCCCACAUGGUACAGCACAGAUUCCCCUUCUAGGCCCGUGGCUUGUACGCCAUCUAGUGGCAGUGGGCAGCGGCCAACUGCUGUACUUCAAAGACAGAAACAGGCUGACAAUGAGACAGCUAGCUGAUGCGAGCAUCGAAGAUUUAGUACCGAUGCUGUCAAACCGGCACCUGGAGCACAGAAGAUUCAGCACCCUGAGCGUCGAAGAGUUAGGCAAAACCCGCUCCAGCACCACGAUCGCUGGCUUUGCGGAAGCUUGAGAGCCCGCAGCAGCGUCGAGGUGCACCCCGCACGGGUGUGCUCCAUGCCUCGCCGAGCUGCUUCGCGUUGCCUUCGCGCCAGAGUUCGCCGCAGCAGGUGUGGGGGCAGGCGCGGGGCCUGCCCGCGGAGAGAAA